Molecule: messenger RNA, 624 nt
Organism: Saprolegnia diclina VS20
Lineage: Eukaryota; Oomycota; Saprolegniomycetes; Saprolegniales; Saprolegniaceae
Exons: 4
Coding region: 1-624 (207 amino acids)
Source: RefSeq, a predicted model, not a curated record
AUGUGGACGAGCUCGCGCGCGUCUCCUGCGGCCGUCAGCUGCUGGCCAACGUCUGACGUCCUCGGACGGCUGCGUAUUGACCCGCCCUCCGACCGUACCACCCUUGGCUACGCGGCGACCGAAGCCUACGUCGCGUGCACAGCGCUCACGAUUGCGCCGCUGAUCGCAGACGCUUGGGUCGCCAGCGUGGACGCGCUUAGACGCACCACCCAGCCCACUAAGUUUACUUCCCAGGACGACGAUGACGAGACGGCAGCGCUAACCGGCGACGCCCAACUUGACCAAGCCCGUCUGAAGAAGGUCGUGCACACGCUUCUGCACCGCGCCGCCUCCAAGCCGUUCAACGAGACAACCGUGAUGAUCAUCGACUCGACAAAGACGCCCAGCAGGGCUCCUACGGGCAAUCUACGCACGUCUACGGCCGAGACGAACGACCAGAUUCUUGCGAUGCAGCAGCAAGAGCAGCGCCUUGCGCACCAGAUCACCGACAUCAAGGUCGUUGUCGAGCCCAUGGUCAAGAGCGACAAUUUUGACGCAACAGUGAGCAACGUCAUGCUACCGAUGUCCUCGCAGAAACCUUCUCGCCGUCACCCGUUGGCCAAGCGCUCGAUGUUGUACCGGUAG